This is a messenger RNA of Parnassius mnemosyne (clouded apollo), 900 nucleotides long. Lineage: Eukaryota; Metazoa; Arthropoda; Insecta; Lepidoptera; Papilionidae. The record is from the annotation of a GenBank genome assembly.
AUGGAAGAAAAGUUAAAUGAAAUGGAACAAGCUGGUAUCAUCACAAGGACAUCAACGCCUUACAGUAGUCCAUUGACAUUCACUCUUAAAAAAGACGGCUCAAUUAGAGUUCUGCUUGAUGCCAGAAGCAUAAAUAAGAAAAUGGUUGCAGAAACAGAGAAACCACCUAUACAAUUAGAUGUUUUGAAUUCAUUUCACGGAGCGAAUUAUAUCACUACCAUUGACUUAAAUAAUGCAUAUUUUCAAAUUCCGAUAAAUAAAGAUGGUAGAAAAUAUACUGGAUUCACAUUCAAUGGAAAGUCAUAUGUAUAUAAUGUUUUGCCUCAAGGAUUAAAAACAUCAGUAGGAAGCUUUAGCAGAGCCAUGAAUUUAAUAUUAGGACCAGAAGUCCAAGAAUUUUGUGUGAACUAUUUAGAUGAUCUAGCCAUUAUUACAACAGGAACGUUAGAUAAACAUUUGGAGCACAUUGAUAUUGUUUUAAGUAAAUUGAACAAAGCUGGCUUAACGUGUAACUUACAGAAAUGUGAAUUUAUUUGUAAAGAAAUUAAAAUGCUGGGUUUUAUAAUUUCAACAGAAGGCAUAAAGACAGAUCCCGAUAAGAUUCGAGCGAUCCAAGAGUUUCCAGCACCUAAAAAGAUUAAACAAUUAAGGGCCUUUUUAGGUCUAUGCAAUUUUUAUAGAAGGUUUAUACCAAAUUACAGCGAGAGCAUAAUACCGCUCUGUGAAUUACUUAAAAAGGGACGAAAGUUCCAAUGGAGCGGUAAAGAACAGAAGGCAUUUGAUUUUAUAAAACAACAAUUUAUUAAUACAAUACAAUUGCAUCAUCCAGACUUUAAUAAGCCGUAUUAUUUACAAACAGAUUGUUCCGGUGUGGGUAUGCCGGAGUACUAUAUCAGAUAG